Messenger RNA from Poeciliopsis prolifica (blackstripe livebearer), 2986 nucleotides. RefSeq names its product transmembrane protein 41A-B-like. Bases 145 to 1020 code for a protein of 291 amino acids. The transcript is spliced from 5 exons. Lineage: Eukaryota; Metazoa; Chordata; Actinopteri; Cyprinodontiformes; Poeciliidae. The record is from RefSeq and is a predicted model, not a curated record.
AAAGUGACCCCCUUUCAGCCGGUGCCGUCCACCGGAACCAGAACAUGGCAACCUGGCGUCCACCGGGCGUACUUCCUCUGCGCUCAAACUGAGUUGUUGGUGAAAGUUGCCCGUCAGGAGGAAAGUUUCUCUGGACCGGACAGCAUGCGCUCCUUAGCGGGACUAACUGUCAUCGUGGCGACUGCAAGUGUCUACCUCUACCUGCUGUCGACGCACCUUCCCCCGGGGCCGACGCACCUUCCCCCGGGGCCGACGCACCUUCCCCCGGGGCCGACGCGGCUCCAGCCGGGGCCGACGCGGCUCCAGCCGGGGCCUGAGCUGGAGGGAGAGGCCGUCCGAGAGUACAGGCUGAAGUUCCCAUCAGACCUGAAGUCACUACAGGAACUGGCCAAGACGCUUAAGUUCUACAAAACGGAGAACUACAGCUACGUUCUGCUGCUGUUCUGUAGCGCCUACCUCUAUAAGCAGUCCUUCGCCAUACCUGGCUCCUCCUUCCUGAACAUGUUGGGGGGGGCGAUUUUCGGACCCUGGGUGGGUCUGAUGCUGACCUGCUUGCUCGCCACUUUCGGCUCCACGUUCUGCUUCCUGUUGUCCUCGGCGUUUGGGAAGCAGUAUGUGGUUCACUUCUUCCCAGAGAAAGUGGCUCUGCUGCAGAUGAAGGUGGAAGAGAAUCGUAGCAGCUUAUUCUUCUUCCUCCUCUUCCUUCGUUUCUUCCCCAUGACUCCUAACUGGUUCCUUAACAUCACCUGUCCUGUCCUCAACAUCCCUCUAUCCAUUUUCUUCUUCUCUGUAUUAAUAGGUUUAAUCCCUUACAACUUCAUCUGUGUGCGUACGGGCUCCGUCCUGUCACAACUGUCCUCUUUGGACGACAUCUUCUCAUGGGGGACGCUGGCUCAGCUGCUGGCCAUUGCGCUCAUGGCUCUGCUACCCGGAGCGCUCAUCAAACGUUAUGGUGCCGCUCACCUCAAGCUGGAUGGCGUCGCCAGCAAUGGAACCGGCCGGGACAGAAAGAGCAGAUGACCCUGAAUGUUAACGAUGCUCAGGUAGAGAUGGACACUUGUGACCUCCAGACCUCUGCAUGUCACUCUGGAGACUCCAGACAUUCAGGGUGGUAUUUCUUUUGAAUUUGUGUUUUUAUCAGGUUGUGCUUCAUUAAUAUGAACUUAUUGUCUUAAAGCACCUUACUGUGGUGAAAAUCCUCUUCUUUGAAUGGAUGGAAAGUCACAUUUUGCAAGAAAUUGUAAUUAUUUUGCACAGAGUUGAUUAAGUGUUCCCUUCGAGAUGAACAAAUCUUUCUGUUCCUGUUAAAGACCUGAUGCAUGCACCGCAAAAACUCUAAAUAUUACAAAGUAUUUUUGUCUAGUAAACUUAAAAUCAGACAUACGGAUUCACAAAUAAGUUCUGAAAAAGAUAUAUGAGCUUGUUUCAGGUAAAUAACCUGUCAAUAUUAAAACAAUGGAUUCAUUCCAUUGGCAGAUUAUUUCUUGUUAAAAGUGGAGAAAUCUGCCAGGGGAGCUAGUACUUUUUCAUAUACAUAUAGUCAGUACAAAAACUUAUACAACUUACUGAGAAGUUCUUGUAACGUGAAAUAAGAAAAAAAGAAAAUAUUUGCUGUAGAAGCUAGAGAACGACAUGAGAUGUUUUUGCAGUGAGCUAACGUUGCUAAUCAGGAUUAGCUUCAUCAUCACUUGUUCUGCAGUUUGUUGAAUGGAUUUAUGUGUUUUCACUGUAAAAUGGAAGAGGUUUUAUUACAGUGACUCCAAGUAAAUGUAGUUUUUCAUAGAAAUAUUCAACAAGUUGUUUUUUUACUUUAUUUUUUCUGUCAUUUUUAUAAUUUAAAUUGCUUCUUAAGAAUAUUAUUAAAUGGUUAUUGAUUAUUAUUUGGCUACAUGUUCAAAAACACAGACUGUUAUAAAGUCUUUUAAUUAUGAUUUUGCAUUUAUCAGACAUAUUUUACUAACACUUAGACAUAAGCCAGUAGAUUUCAGAUGUUAUAAUGUAACAUCUAAAUUCAGUCUUCUUCUGAAUUGGUUGUUUCUGAUCAAGCAGCGGAUUUCUACAAAUGUUUUUUUUUACAUGUUAUCCUGUCAUGACACAUAUAAUAUAAAAAAUACUUUGAAUAAUUAUUUACUGCAGCUUUAAGGGCUGACUGUUUAAAUCAGGAGUUAAUGAGAUGUAAUUAUAUAAAAAUAAAAACCUUGGAGUUAGAAUUUUAUUUUGUGCAGCACUAUUUAAAAUAUGAAUAAAUAAUCAUGUCAGACUGAUUAUUGCUGCAAGUAAAAGUAUAAAAAGUGCAAGCAUGAAAAGUGUUCAAAAAUAUAUAUUUUUAUAUUAUGAAAAAUGUGCUCAAACACAUUAGAUGUAAACUCAUCUGGGAUUUAUGAAUCUGGCUCCAGAUGUUUCCUUCUGUUCUGAUUUUAAAACUAACAAUGUUUCUGUUUUUACAUGUUUUUUCUGAUUGUGUUCAUUGCAGCUGUCUAAAUUUAAUAGUGGCAAACCUGUUUUGGUUUGUUUCCAUAUUUACAGUGUUGUAGUCAAGUUACUCUUAUCAUGUUUUCUUAAAGAACUUAAACAGAUCUUAAGGUAGCUGGAUCUGUCCUGUGAAGGAGUGAGAAAGAUGAAGUAAAUGCUUGUGACUGAGCUACCUUAGGUUUGAUUUCAUCUGAUUCUGUUCUAUUUUAUUAACAGCACCUGGACAUUUUGAAUUCCCAUCAUGAAGUGAGUCUUCGCUCUGAUUCACUCUGCAGUCGUUAAUAUGGCUGCAAAAACUUCUGAUAUUUUCCCAAGUUAACAUCCUUCUGACCUUCUUUUGCCACUUAAAUUAAACUCGGUGGUUGCAAAAUUACAUCAUGGAGAACUUUCUAUGUGAAAUGCAGUUUUUCAGAUAGGUUUGGGAUUAUGACUUUUAAAGGGAAAUAUGAAAAUGCCACAUUUCAAAUUUGAAUGGUUUCAUAAUGCUUCAUAAAACACAAGGCACUUUCUUUUA